UCAGCUUGUUCCAGCCAAAAAUAUUCAUUUCUGAUUGCACAAAUUCGAAUCUGAGGUAACCACAGGCGUCCAAGAUGCUGUUCGACGAGGCCGGGGAAGUUUUGGAAAUGUUCAGGAACAGUUUUCCGCUAUCUUUCCUGUUUUUUGUGCCGCUGUUGAUAAUCAUUUCCCCGAUGAAUCCUGUUCAAGGGGCUCAUGAGUUCGGUGUUUACCGAAUGCAGCAGUACGAUCUGCACGGAACUGCUUAUGGCUGCAGAAAUGCCAUGGUUAACAUGGAGGCUAGAUCUCUAGAGGCCAAGAUGCUGACUCGUCGCUGCGUCAUUGCUCGACUGAGGGAGAUAAACAUGGUCAAAUAUCGAGACUUGCUGACACAGAAUGCCGGGGCCCUUCUCAUUCUCCUGCCCCAAAAUGUGUCCACCUUAGCUGCAGAGGAGAAGGAGCUGUUGAUGGGACUUGAGCGGGAUUUGAUGUCAGAAGAAACGCCCCUUCCCGUCUACUUCACCCACGAGAGUGCUGAGGUGGGGCAAAUGUAUGAGGAAGUGAAGAGGGCCAGUACGAGUGAUCAGGCUGCUACAGCUGUGGAAGCUCUCCUGGGUAGUGCCUUAGCUAAUGGCUACCAGCUGGUUGUUAAUGGAGCCCAGGCUAAAAGUAUGGCGGACUUUCAGAUCGUCAAUAUUCAGGGUAAACUGUCUGGGUAUGGAAUUGAAGACCAACUGCCCACGGUAGCCAUUAUUGCCCACUAUGACUCCUAUGGAGUGGCACCAGCCCUGUCACGAGGAGCAGACUCUAAUGGAAGUGGGGUAGUCAUGUUGUUGGAGCUGGCCAGACUCUUCUCAAAACUCUACACAAACUCCAGGACACAUGCCAAAUACAAUCUUGUGUUUCUCUUGUCUGGGGGAGGAAAAUUUAAUUACCAAGGAACAAAAAAGUGGAUUGAAGAUAACUUAGACUCUCCAGACUCUAACAUCCUAGGAGAUGUGUUAUUUGUACUGUGCCUGGACUCUCUGGGGCAGGGGAAUACCCUUAACCUUCAUGUGUCUAAGCCACCUAAAGAAGACAGCGCAGGGGGAAUCUUCCAAAAGAACCUUGAAGAUGUGAUAUCCGAGUACCACCCAGAGGUACAGUUUAAGAUGACUCACAAAAAGAUCAACCUGGCAGAGGAGUCCCUGGCUUGGGAGCACGAGAGGUUCAGCAUGAGAAGACUUCCAGCUUUUUCCCUGUCACGAUUGGAUACGCACAGAUCACCGUUACGAUCAACUAUACUUGACACAAGAGACCAGGUGGAUGUGACUGUUGUGAAAAGAAACACAUAUAUUGUAGCUGAGGCUUUGGCCCGGUACAUCUACAACCUGUCCAGUCAGGGAUCAUUCCAGCUUUUUGGGGAGGGUUUAACAGUAGAAGAAAGCCUUAUGGAGGCAUGGCUAGAUGAGCUGACCAGACAACCCAGGGCCUGCCAGUUGUUACCUAAAGACCACAGUCUAGUGCAGACGCUGACAGAGACGCUCAUGCGUUAUCUGAAGGAUGUCAAAACAGCAGGACUGAAGGCUGACAAAAGAGAUCCAGAGUUUAUGUUCUACAGUGGCGCUCAGUUCAUGAUGAACUCUUACAGUGUGAAGCCAGCAGUAUUUGAUCUAUUUCUAGCACUGGGAAUAUUGGGAUACCUUGGUAUAAUGUACUUAUUAGUGCAGAAUUUCUACAUUGUACUUGGUGCCCUUAACAAAAUCUCAAGUCCGAAGAAGUCAAAGGUCCAGUAACAAGAUCUCCUUGGUAAAUCACUGCUAGUGAUGCAGACUCUAUGAACAGUCCAGUGUAGACGUCCGUCUGGCCAGUGGGAAUUACCUUAAUCGUUACCAGAAAUUGACACAUUCAAAUUGUCUUAAGAUCAUAUAACUUGUGUAAAAGUUGUUAUGGUAGCCAGUGCCAACUUCCUUGGAGACAGACAACUGGUCAUCGUGAUUUAAGUGUUGAAAUGGGUGUUUUGUCAUCUUGGAUUUGAAUGCCAUGGCAGCAUUUCUAUUUGAUGGUGUUGUCCUACAUUUAGUAUCCACCUAAAUGAUGAUACCAGGACAAUUUCUGUGUUGUUGGACAGAAUUAGAAGCAGAAUGUAAUUAUGACUGAAUCUGUAUAUUUGAAAAUGGUCCAGAAUUUGUUUUUUAUAUUUAUACACGUCUUACUACUGCAUGUGUCAAGUGAAAUGAAAGGGAUUUGGAAAUUUAUAGCAACCAUCAUAGAUACAUUUUUUCACUUCCCUGUAUCAACCAGAACAAAAAAGUUUAGUUUGUUGACAUUAAAGCUUUAGUAUGAAAAAAAAAAAGUGAAUAUAUGUGUAAGUCUGUGUAAAUUUGUGUAAUUGGUGUUAUGUAUAAAAAGGCGAUCAACCAGAAUAAAGGCAAAGAUGGAAUGUGCACAGGUGGUUAAACUGCCUAAACCUAUGUAUGAAUCAGUGUAACCGAUAGAGGGUUGUUUCAAUGUUAAAUUGAAAUAAUCGUUAAUAAAGAAAAAAUGUAUGCUUUUUGUACUUCUGAGAACACAGAAGAAGCAUUAUAUCAUGAAUAUGUCAGUAAUUAAAUUACAAAGGUUGGGUAUUGAUACACAAGCCGAAUGGAUACCAGAUAAUGAAUCCUGAAGGGACAAAAUUUAAGAAAAAAAAUCUGCAGA
This is a messenger RNA of Liolophura sinensis, 2658 nucleotides long. Its product is annotated as BOS complex subunit ncln-like. The record is from RefSeq and is a predicted model, not a curated record. NCBI's taxonomy places the organism in Eukaryota, Metazoa, Mollusca, Polyplacophora, Chitonida, Chitonidae. Gene Ontology annotation, cellular component: membrane. The coding region runs from base 75 to 1754 and encodes 559 amino acids. The transcript has 15 exons. Gene Ontology annotation, biological process: regulation of signal transduction.